Molecule: messenger RNA, 2527 nt
Organism: Argiope bruennichi
Lineage: Eukaryota; Metazoa; Arthropoda; Arachnida; Araneae; Araneidae
Gene: PNPase
Product: polyribonucleotide nucleotidyltransferase 1, mitochondrial-like
Exons: 23
Coding region: 235-2511 (758 amino acids)
Biological process (GO): mitochondrial RNA 3'-end processing; mitochondrial mRNA catabolic process
Cellular component (GO): cytosol; mitochondrion
Molecular function (GO): polyribonucleotide nucleotidyltransferase activity; RNA binding; 3'-5'-RNA exonuclease activity
Source: RefSeq, a predicted model, not a curated record
UGUAAACAUGUCUUGCAUGUGCAUGAGCGCUAAUCUUAAAAGCUAUUGAAAAUGGUUAAUUAAUCAUGCAUUUUUGUCCUAUUAAUAAAUUGAUUUGGCAAAAUGUUCAGGUUAUCUUUUCUAUGAAUAAAAACUUUUUUAAUUAAGUAUUGAAGUAAACAAUGUUUUUCAAUUUGUCUUAAAAUAUUUAACAUUUUUGUAACAAAAUUUGACAUUAGCAAAAAAAAAAUUAAAAUGCCCGUGCCGAUUUUAAGAAAGUUUGCUCAUUUUCCUAGAAAGAUUUAUUAUCGUAGGUGUCAUACUCAUAACUUUCUGAAAGGCAGCAAAUCCACAGAAGUGCAUUUAAGCAGACAGGCAUUGAAAUUCAGUUUCGGCUCCCUUGCUAAGUUUGCAGAUGGUAGCUGUGUUGCACAAUUAGGUGAUACAUCUGUGAUGGUUGCUGCUGUGAGCAAAACAAAAAGCAGUGCUGUUUCUUUUGUGCCUCUGUUGGUAGAAUACCGACAGAAAGCUGCUGCUGCUGGUCGCAUACCCACUAACCAUUUACGGAGAGAAAUGGGGGCAACAGAACAGGAAAUAUUAACCAGUCGUGUUAUUGAUCGAUCUGUUAGACCUUUGUUUCCUAAAGGAUUUUCUUAUGAAACACAACUAUCCUGCAAUUUACUUGCUGUAGAUGGAAUAUAUGAUCCCGACAUUGUUAGCAUUAAUGCAGCAUCAGCUGCCCUAGCACUAUCUGACAUUCCCUGGAAUGGACCGAUUGGAGCAGUAAGGGUUGGUCUAAUUGAUGAUGAAGUUAUUAUUAAUCCAACCAGAAGAGAGAUAUCUAAAAGCUCCUUAAAUCUUGUAGUUGCUGCUACUGAACAUAAUCAAGUUGUGAUGCUUGAAGCUUCUGCAAACAAUGUUCUUCAACAAGAUUUCAUGAAAGCUCUAAAGGCAGGGGUAAAGGAAACACAGAUAAUUAUUAGAUCAAUAAAUGACCUCCAAAAAGAAUUUGGAAAGCCUAAAAGAACAAUUGAAAAUGUUUUAGAACCGUCUAUUGAAAUACUAGAUUCAGCAAAAUUACUUCUUGAAGCCAAAAUAACAGCAGUUCUAACAGAUUACAGUUUGCAUAAGGUUAGUAGGGGUAUAGAAAUUGAUCUUGUGAAGCAAGAAGCAGUUGAGCAACUUAAAGAAAAUUAUAAUGACACUGAUCCUUCAUUUUUAUAUGAAGCUGUAAAUAUUGUAGUAAAAGAUAUAUUUAGGAAUUUAAUAAUGGAAACAGGAAAAAGAUGUGAUGGGCGAGGCAUUGAAGAUCUCAGAGAUAUUUCCUGUGCUGUUAAUUUGCUUAAACCUUUACAUGGUUCAGCUCUUUUUCAAAGAGGUCAGACUCAGGUCUUGUGUACAGUUGCUUUUGAUUCUUUAGAUUCUGCAUUUCGAGCUGACCCUGUUUCAGUCCUUACUGGGGCUGUUAAGGAAAAGAAUUUCAUGUUACAUUAUGAGUUUCCACCUUAUGCCACCAAUGAAAUUGGACGAUUUGGAUCUUUUGGUCGUAGAGAACUUGGACAUGGUGCCUUAGCGGAGAAAAGUUUAAGGCCUUUUCUGCCUUCUGAUUUUCCAUUUACAAUAAGAUUAACUUCCGAAGUUUUGGAAUCCAAUGGAUCAUCAUCUAUGGCUUCAGUAUGUGGUGGAUCUUUAGCGCUCAUGGAUGCUGGAGUUGCUAUUUCUGCUCCUGUAUCUGGCAUAGCAAUGGGUUUGAUAUCUGUUCCAAAUCCUGAAAAACACUAUGAAAUUGCUGAUUAUAGAAUACUCACAGAUAUUUUAGGAUUAGAAGAUUAUCUUGGAGACAUGGACUUCAAAAUUGCUGGCUCCAAAAAGGGCAUUUCUGCUGUUCAGUUAGACGUAAAAGUCCCUGGUCUUCCGUUGCGUGUUAUAAUGGAAGCUAUAAAACAAGGAGCUGAAGGAAAAGGUAAAAUAAUAAACAUUAUGAAUGAAGCAAUUUCAAAACCAAGAGAAAAGAAAGACAAUUGGCCUAUUUCAGAGAAGCUUGAAGUUCCUCCCCAUAAAUUAUCACAAUUCUUUGGUUUUGGUGGUUCAAAUAUUAAAAAAAUUAGAGCUGAAACAGGAGUCCAGCUCACAUCUAUAGAAAAUAAUGUUUUUUCUGUAUUUGCUCCAAAUUCUGAAGCAUUGGCAGAAGCUAAAGAAAUGAUUGACAAAUUACUAUUAGAAGAGGCUGCUCCUGAAUUAGUCUUUGGAGCUAUUUAUACUGCAAAAAUAGUUGAAAUAAGAGAUAUUGGUGUAAUGGUGACUUUAUAUCCUAACAUGAAACCAGCUUUAUUGCAUAAUUCUCAAUUAGAUCAAAGAAAAAUACAACAUCCAUCAGCUCUUAAUUUAGAAGUUGGUCAAGAAAUACAAGUAAAAUAUUUUGGUCGAGAUCCUGCUAGUGGUCAAAUGAGAAUAUCACGAAAAGCUCUUCAAGCAAUUCCAUCAUCUGUAGUUCAUAAUUUUGUUAGUGACAAUUCUGAUGUAAAAAAAUAAAAUUUUAUUUUAUAAA